Messenger RNA from Condylostylus longicornis, 16189 nucleotides. RefSeq lists its product as uncharacterized. The coding region runs from base 772 to 11109 and encodes 3445 amino acids. Lineage: Eukaryota; Metazoa; Arthropoda; Insecta; Diptera; Dolichopodidae. The record is from RefSeq and is a predicted model, not a curated record. Gene Ontology annotation, molecular function: protein binding; DNA binding. The transcript is spliced from 23 exons.
UUUUAGUAUUCCACACUUCUGCCAAUCUAUUAAUGUAGUAAGUCUAUUACUAGGCAAGCAAAAAAAAAAAAAGAAAAUUUUGACGCUAAUUUAAUAUGGCGUUUCAAUUCAACAAAAAAAUUCGUGUGCAAAUUCCUCAUCAGUAUGCAUGUUUACUAAUAUAGUACAAUAAAGUGUAUAUAUAAAUGUAUGUAAGUUUAAAUACUAAAAAAAAAUAUUUAAAUAUAAAAUUUGUGUUUUCUAAUUUAUUUGUGAGAAAUCAAAGAAAAUAAUGCGACAUAAUGAAACCAAAUCAUGAAAUUUUUUGUUCAAAGUUUUGAAUAUUAUCAAUAAUAUUUUUAUACAAAAGAUUUUAGAAAAAUUAUAUUUUUAAUACUUCAUAAAACCAGUAAAUCCGCUGCAAAUUCAAUUAAGAAGUUCAGAAUAAAAUAAAAAUUGACGCAAAUUUAAUAUACUAUUUGCAAUACAUAAAUUCGUAUGCUAUAUUAUAAAUACGUUUUUGUGAACAGUAUGCAUAUUUAAAGUACUUAUUAGUGCAAAUUUAUAUAAAAUAUGUACGUUAUAUUAUAUCGUACAUGAAAAAAACCAGAAAUAUUAAUAAAUAUUCAAUGUAAAAGAAUUCCACAUUUUUUUUUAAUUAAGCUGUGAGAAAUUAAGAAAGGCAAAAAGUUAAAAAUUGAUCGAAUGAAACAUGUCACGUAAAAACUAUUGAACUCAUUAUUCCAGUAAAAGCGUAGCAAUUUUCUAAAAGGUGUUUAAAAAAAAAAAACUAUGGAUAAAAAUGGUGCUGACGGUGGAAAUGACAAAUCUGCGGGAAAAUCUGGAGGAGCUGGCCAUGAUCCGUCGUUACUAGAUGCAGCUUCUCUUUUUGCUUACUGGAAUCGUGAUCCUGCUGCAGCAGCAGCUGCUGCUGCGUCCAAUCCAUUGUUUUCAUCACAAUUUGGAGCCGCAGCGGCAGCUGGAUUAGGCUUAUUGCCAAAUCCAAGUUCAGGUAGUGAUAGAUAUUCUAUGGCAGCAGCAGCUGCGGCUGCUGCUGCUGGACAUCAUCAUUCCAACACAAUGGCUGUAGCAGCUUCACAAGCUGCGAGUCUAGCUGGGUUGCAUCCAGCUGCAAGUUGGUGGUCCAUGGCUCAAUUAGCAGCUGCUCAAGAUUAUUUUAAUCGCUUACAAGCAUCUGGGUUAUCUCAGUUUGCGCAUCCUGAUUUAUCUACAGCUUUUCCAGGUGGACUUGCGAGUUUAACUGCAAUCGGCGGCGUGGGAAGUGGUAAUCCUGGAAAUUCCGGCAACUCGGCUAGUGGAUCUUCGAAUUCGAAGUCGAAUCAAAAACAGAAUCGUAAAGAAAAACGUCAACAAGCUCCAAUUGCGAAUAAUAUAAACAAUAGUGCAAGUAGUUUACAUAAUUUAGGAUCAAAUACCACUAUAACACCAACGUCGUCUACUGGAACAUCUAAUUCUUAUAAAUCAUCUUAUAAUAAGUCAACAAUGCAAUCAAAUAUGACGACACCUCCAGUAUCAAUAUCUGCUUAUAACCCAGCUACUUUACAUAAGGAAUUGUUGGCGAUGCAAGCUGCUGCUGUAUCAGCUGCUCAACAACAGCAAAGUUCUUCGAAAAAAUCACAUCAUUCUCAACAACUAACUGGAAUUUCAUGUGGUUCAAGUGGAAAUAUUAAUAAUAAUACCAGCAAUAGCAAUAAUAAUAAUAUUAAUAAUAAUAAUAAUAAUAGCAAUAAUAAUAACAAUAAUAAUAGUAAUAAUAAUAAUAAUAACAAUGGUAACAAUAACAACAACAAAUCUUCAUCAUCAUUGUCAUCUUCACAUCAUCAUUCGUCUACAUCUCUUAAUAGUCACCAUAGUUCAAUGUAUUCCAAUUCUUCUGGUAUUACGGGGAAUAGCAAUCGUACUAGUAAUAACAGCAGCUCGAAAGAUCGCAUCAAUGAUAAAACAUCUCAGGCACAGGCAUCUUUAAAUGCUCUUAAUUCCUUAUCCCAGUUGGGCACCUUGGGUCUUACAUCUCAGCAAAGUGUACAAGCUGCCAUGAAUGCUUUAGCUGCCAAUUCAGAUAAGGUCAAGGAUUACAUGCCUCAAGGAAUUUUAAGUGCUGCAUUGGAAGGAAAUGAUCCAUCAUCUCUGUUGGGUGUACGACUACCACCGGACACGGAAAUCAUAAAGUAUACGUCCUCAAUUGUUGGUCCAAAAAUACCUGGUACAACAAAUCGUGGUCGCAAAAAGACAAUAUCACUCGAUCCAAAUCCUCUCCUUGCAUUUCCAGGCUUGAGUCCAGCGAAGCGAAGCCGUCUUGAAAUGGAGUAUGCAGCGGUUAUGGGACAGGUAGUUGCCGCACAACAAGCAGCAGCCCAAGCAGCAAGCAACAAUAGUAGUAAUACAUCGCAGAACUCAACCCAACAACAAUCACACGCAAAUUCAGCCUCGUCAGCAGCGGCCGUAGCAGCGUCUUCAGCAGCUGUUUUAGCUGCAGCAAUGAUGGGAACUCAUAACUUGGGAUCCACUGUGACGUCAUCAUCAUCAUCUUCAUCGGGCAACAACAGCUCAACAAACCUUAGUUCACAUGGUUCUAGCUCACAACUUUCAAUCCGUGAUAGAGAUAGCCAUCGAGAUAAUAGUUCUAGUAACAGUCGCAAUGAUAGGCGCAGCGAUAGAAAUAUUGAUAAAGAUCGAGGUUUUGAUAAUUCCAAUACCGAUCGGGUGGAAGUAAUAAAAUUGCCUCCCACUAUUACGUCAAAUGGCGCAUAUAAUCUAUCGAAUAAAAGUAGCAGUCAACUUAGCAUAUCAAAAGAUAUCGAUUCUGAAUCAAGUGGCAUUAAUUUGAGCUUUAAGAGCAACACUUCAAGUUUUAUCGAUGAUUUAGAUGCACCUCUUAAUUUGUCAAUGAAACCCUCUGAUAAAGCUUCUACAAAUAAUGACUUUUCAACGUCUAGUAAUGAAAAUAUCGGUGGUACAAGCAGCUUGCAAAGCUUAAGCUCAAUAACAGCAGCUCUUGGAAACUCAAAUUCUAGCGGACAAUCUACAAGUGGAAGUAGUCAUUCCGGAAAUAACAGUGAUAGAAGUAGUUCAAGCCACAAAGAGGGACGACCAAGAAAUUUGGGACGUGGAGUUUCUAAACCCAAAAAAAAUACAGUUGCAUCAUUACUAGCUCAAAGCCGAGCUGUUGGUAUAAAACCAAUGCUGGCAACACAGCAAUUAUUACAACAGGGAGCUGAUUUGGAAAAAAUUAGACAAGUUUUGGAAGCAAAUUCACAAAUUGAUGUUUCAACUGAUUCAGAAAGUAUUGCAGCUGAAAGUGGUUUAUCAGAAUCUGAAUCUGAAGAUCCGAAUAUAAUAAAUUUGUCUGAAUUAAGGGUUCCCUUAGAUAUGGGUUGGAAACGCGAAACAAUUAUACGCGGUUUAACAAAAUUAGGUCAGAUUCGUGGUGAUGUUUGUUAUUAUCCACCAAACAGUAACACAAAAUUAAAAAAUGUUGGACAAAUUUUAACUCACCUAGACAAAAACCCAUCAAAGUUAAAUCGAGACAACUUUAGUUUUUCAUCACGUGCUAUAAUUGGAUCGUUUUUACAGCCUGCUCCACCGCCAUACGCUAAUGAUGGCGAAUUUAUUAGAAUGUCCGAUAUUGACGUUGCUAAGAGAUUGGAAGAUUUAAAAAUGUUUACUCGCCAAAAUUUGAAUGUCGAACAGCGGAUUGAAAUUGCUAAACAGCAACAAGCAAUACGCGAUGCUAAAAAACUGGCCAAAGAAGAGAUGGCUAGAAGCAAAGAAAAAGCAAGACAAGAAAAAAAUGAAAAGCUAGAACAACAACGAAAAGAACGUGAAUUAAAAAAUCAACAGGCUGUUGAGGCUCGAAAGAAAAGACAAGAGGAAUUGGAAAGAAUGAAGCAAGAAGAAAUUUUAAAGAAGCAACAGGAAAAAGAAAAGAAAAGACAAGAAGCUAUUAUAGCUAAAGAACAGAAUUUUCUGCAGGAACUCAACAAGCAAAAGGAAUUAUUGUAUCAAAUUGAGCUGGAACGUGAAAGGAAAAGACAACAUAUGUCCUGGGUAAGACAAUUAGAUAAUCGCCGUAAAUUUGAAGAACGGGAAAAGAAAAAGCAUCAACUUGUGUUGGAUAGAUUAAUAUUAAGAGAAAAACGUGUAGCAUCUAGAAAAAGAGACGCAGAGAUCCUUUUAGAAAUCCGAAAGCCUAUGGAAGAUUCAGAAAUCGUCGAUCAAGUCGAUUUGCCCGAGUUUAAACGCCUAACAGGUUGUCGCUUGCCAGGGCAAGCAAUGGCUGACUUAUUAAUGGUAUUUGAAUUUCUUCAUAAUUUCGGAGAAACUUUAGGAUUUGAUAUGGAAUCAUUACCUACUUUCCAAAACUUACAUGACGCUUUGAUAACUGAUAGCAAUCCCGACGCUGAAGAGGAACUUUUAUCAAUAAUGACCCACUUACUAGUGUGCGCUAUAGAAGAUCCUGGAAUUCCAAACCCUGGUAGACAUACAACACUACUUGGCCAGUCUUUAAGGACAGCAGAUAUAACAAAUUCCAAUGUUUCCGAAGUUUUGCGAAUUUAUUUAUAUGCUAUUGCAACUGGGGAAGUUCGCCAAAUGUCAGGUAUAACUCUCGAUCGAGAAAAAGAGAGACGUGUAGCCGAUCAUCACCAAAUUGAUUCAGAAUCAAUUACACCCGUAAGUGGUAAAAAUCAACAAUAUUAUGAUUUAUUACAUGAAAAUGAAACUUGGAAAUUGUCAACCUGCCUGAAUGACAAACCAUUUGUGGCAUUAAAUCCAACGAAGAAAACUCAAAUUCUUGCCCAUUUAGUAAAUGAUUUGUUAAUGAAUAAAGCUGUACUCAAACAAAUUGAAGGAAGUUUGGAGUCUUGUGCGCAAAUAAAACGUGAUAAAUAUACAAAUGAUAUGAAAAUAAGGAAAUACAAGUCUUUGCACAUAAGAAAAUUAAGAAUGGAAGCAUACGAGAAAGCGCAGCACGAAAGGGAACUUGCGAUUCAACAUCAAUUGGAGCAGAAUCGAAAAGAAGCUGCUCGAGUAGCUGCUGAAGCAGAAAAAUUGGAGAGUGAAAAGUUGUCAAAUAUUUCAAAUACUGGGGGAAAUACCGAAACAGAUAAAAGUAGUGACAUUACAAAACCACAAUCAUUCCCAGAAAAAUCUUUAACAGCAACAACAUCGACUACGCCAAUAAUUGAGGCUUCCGUAUCUAUAGCCCUUGAUUGCGAGAAUGAAAAAAUGGAUGUUGAUGAUAGUAAUGUUUUAACAUCAACGCCGGAUACGUCUGUGACAAUUAAUCAUAGAGACGAAAUAAUUUCAGAAGUCCCAGAAUUCGGUAAAAUUCAAAUUCAGUCGCAUCAAACUCCUCAAUCCGAAAGAAGUAUUAUAGAUGACAGCCCAACGAAGAGUAGUAUGGAUUCAACACCAAUAAAAAUUUCUGAAAAUAAUAUUGCAACUUUUAAUGGCAAUUUACCAGCAAACACCGCAGACCUUAAUAACCUGGUGAUGAAUAAUAAUAAAAAAAUUAACUCGUCAAGAAUUCCUGAUGACGCGUCCACAGAUGUGGGAAUGGACGAAGACUUAAGUGAUGUUGAAAGUGUUAUAACCAACCUGGAAGAAGAUGAAGAUAUGAAAAUGUCUUCAGAUGAAGUUUAUAAAAAAUUAGAGAAAAUGGUGAGAAGUUCUGAACUGAUGAAAGAUUCUCUGGAACAAAGUUCCAAUCAGUUAAGAGCUCAGUGUUACGGACAAGAUAGGUACUGGCGAAGAUAUUGGAAGCUACCCAAAGCUGGUGGAAUUUUUGUUGAAGCUAUAGAAUCAGCGCAGAAUGAAAUAUUCGAAUAUAACGCAAUAUUGGAAGACGAAUUUAAAAGCAUGAUAGUCGUAAAAGAAAAUGAAGAAGACAGCGAAUAUUUGGAAAUAAAAAAAGAUAUUGAUGAAGUUUGUGACGAUGACGAAUCAGAAGUUGAAGAGAUUAAUCCCAAAGAAGAAAUUGAUAAUGGAAACAAAAUUGACGAAAAGGAUUUUAAGAGUAAAAAACAAAUCAGAGCUGACAAAGAAUUAAUGGAAAUUGAGGAAGAAGUAGACAUUUCAAAAGAUUUAUCUGAAAAUACACCCUCUGCGAAAGUAAAGUCUAUUAUUAGUAAUCAAAAAAAUCAAAAUAGUGAUAAUAAAGACAAAAAACAUAUAGGCGAGAAUUUAGAUAAUUUAGAAAAUUCAGAAGAACCGUUAUUGGAUUGCUCUUCCAAUUCGUCUGCGAAUAAUGUUGUCAAAAAUCAAAAUUUGUUGCAGCUUGUCCCAGCUAAGACAGUCGAUAUCGAGAAACAGUCGUUAUCACCUUUAGAGGGAAAAACCAGUGAUAAAUUAAAUACAAAUAAAAGUAUCGACAACAAUUCAAACCAAGAAGACAAUGGCAAAAGUAAUAAUAAUAAUGACAAAAAAAAUAGUUUUGACAAGAAGGAUAAUGAUGUAAGUAGGCAAAAUAAAAAGAAUGUUAGCGACAAAAAAGAAAAUAAUAAUAAUAAAAGAGAUGGAAAUGACAACAGCAGUGAUCGUAAAAAUGAAAUUGAUGUUAAUAUAAACAACGUUAAUAUUACUAAUGGUGAGAGUAAUAAUAAUGUUAUUGAUAAUAUAAUGAACAACCCUAAUAACAGUAAAGAUAAUGAUGAUAACAGUAUCAGUAACUUGAAUGAAAAUUACAAUAAUAAUGAUGACUGCAAUAAAAUGAAUAAUAUUAACGAAAAUAGUAACAUCGAUAAUAGUAGCAAAGUUUGUAAUAAUGAUAGUGUAAACCAAAAUAUAAAGAUGGAUAAUAUUCAUGACGAAGUAAGUACUUGUAGUACUGAUCAAGGUAAUGCAAACAAUAUUGUCGACAAAGGCAAUAAUAAUGUCAAUAACAAUGACAGAGGAAAUAAUAGUCCUGAUAAUCACAAUAGAAACAAUAAUAUUCAGCAUGAUAAUAAAAAUGAUGAGAAUACGAGGAGUAACGUUAAUAAUAACGACAACAACAAUGAAGAUUGUAAUAAUCAAGACAAUAUUAUGAAUAAUUAUACCCAUAACAGUAAUAAAAAUAAUAAUGAAAAUAAUCGCAGUAAUGGUAGUACUUACAUGAAUAAUAAUAAUAAUAAUAAUAAUAAUAAUAAUAAUAAUAAUGAUAAUAAUAAUAAUAAUAAUAACAAUAUGAAUAAUAGUAGUAAUAAUAACAACAAUAAUAAUAACAAUAAUAAUAACAAUAAUAAUAAUAAUAAUAAUAAUAAUAAAAAUAAUAAAAUUAAUAAUAAUAAUAAUAAUAGUAAUAAUAAUAAUAAUAAUAAUAAUAAUAAUAAUAAUAAUAAUAAUAAUAAUAACAAUAACAAUAAUAACAGUAGUAAUAAUAACAAUAAUAAUAUUAAUAAUAAUAACAAUAAUAAUAAUGAUGAUAUCAUAUGCAGAAAUAGUGUUAAUAAAAUCAACAACAAUACGGUUAAAACUAAUAAUAACGCAGACAAGUUCCAUAACGAUAAUAUUAAUGCUAACAGUAAUAAAAAUAAUAACAACGGUAACAGUAGUUGUGAUAAAAUAGAUAGCAUCUUUGCUAUUAGUAAUUAUAGUACCAAUAAAAAUAGUUCCAGUUAUAGUAAAAAUACUAGUUGUAGCAAUAGCGACCAUAGUAUAACUUACAACAGUAUAACCAGUAAUGAUCAUUUGUUACCGCCACCACCGCCACCAACAGUGAAUACAAUUUCAUCCCAAAAUAAUAAUACUAUAUCCGUGCGUAACGAUAUAGUCAUCGAAAUCAAAAACGAAAAUCCUGAUGAACUUAUAUUCAAUCCUGGAAAUCUUGAUGACGUACCAAAAUUUGUAGCUCCAACUUUAAUAUCUGUUGCUGACAAAUGGUUUUCCAUUAUAAAUCGUGAAAUGCCUUUAACUUCUAACGAAAAUCAAUAUAUCCCUGAAUAUCAAUUAGCAUAUUCAAACAUAACAUGUGAUCAAAAUAUUCAAAUUCAAGGUCAUCGUUGGGAUAUUGCAAACAAUGCGCAAUAUUUUAGCGUACCAAUUGAAAACGGUAAAGUGGAUUUAAAAUUUGACACUGAAACUAUAUUGACAUUAUCAGGCCUAAAAGAGGAAACGGUUGAUGCAGUUGUCGGGAAUCUUCGACCAAAAAUUGAGAAGGAGGAGAUUAAUAUGGACGACGAUGAAAUUACAGGCAUAACUAAAAUUAUUUCAACAGUAGGUCCAAUAAUAAAAGAAGAAAUAAUCGAUAUUAAAGCAGGGAAAAUUGAAAUUAAGUUAGAAGAUGCUACCAGUAUUUCUUUAAGCAACUUAGCAAACAUGACGCUUAACAACAUAAGCGCUUAUUUAACAUGUGACAAUACCGCCCCUUUGUCAAUGACACCUGAUGAACAAAAACAGCUUGAAUAUAUAAAAAAUCAUGGUUUUCCAAAAAAAAAAGAAAAUAAUUUCGUUGCAAGAAAUUUUCGUCAUGGAUGGUGGAUAAUUGAUGAUAUAGAAAUGAUUCAAAAUUUGAUACAGUGCUUGCAUCCAAAAGGAAUACGAGAACGAGAAUUAAAACAAAAUUUGUUAAAAGCUAUUAAUGAGGAAAUAGAAUUGAUUAUUCCGUACCCCCUUAUGUCUAGUUGUGAUGAUGAGAAAAAUUUUGUGGAACCCGACAAACCAAAGGUAUGGAGCCCAAAAAUCGCAAAACGCGUUGAAAUAUCCUUGCUUGAUCAAUUAGAAGCUCUAGAAGAUAAAAUAGCUAAUGCAUCAAUGCAAGUAAAACAUUGGCAAAUGCCACAACGUGAAAAUGAAUUAAUUUUUGAUCAAGAUGAAGAUGUCACCGAAGAAGACUUUGUUAGUAUAAUCCCAAUGUUGCGGGAGAGAAUUGCUAGCCUGGAAGCAGCUAUCGAAAGACGUUAUUUGAAACCGCCACUUGGCUUGCAAGUUGGUGAUGCACAACUUGCAGUGAUUGCACAAAAUCAAAUGAAUAAUCAACAGCAACAGCAACAGCAACUACCAUCAAAUCAGUUAAAUGAUCAGGCUCAAUCGCAAACUAAUCAAGCUAAUUUUUCACAGAACAGUAACGAUGAGUUUAAUGGUACACAGAAUGCUAAUAAUUUAGGUACAAACAAUAGCUCUGGAGGGGAAUCACCUUCGAGCGUAUGCAGUGAAGAAGAACCACUUGAAAAUAUGCCUAAGGGACUUGUUCAGUGGCGAGAGGCUGUUGCACGUUCUCAUACAACAUCACAAUUAGCAAUGGCACUUUAUGUUUUAGAAUCCUGUGUCGCUUGGGAUAAAAGUAUAAUGAAAGCGUCUUAUGAAAAUACUUCUAAAUCUGAUAAAAAAAUUUCUAAUAAUAAUAAACAAAAAAGAAAAUCGAAAACUAAUAAAAUUGAUGAUGGACAACUAAUAUCAAAUAAAAUAUUAAAUAAAAAAAUUAAAAAUAAGAAUUGCAAUAAUAUUAAAAAUGGCGAUAUGGUUAAUAACACAAAAAUUUCUUCUCCAUCACCAAUUAAUACAACAUUAUCACCAUCAACUGAAUCAACUUUAAUUGCAAUGAAACAAUUACAAUCACUUGGGAAAAAUGGUUUGACACAAAAACAAAAAUUAAUACUGCAACAGAAUUGCCAAUUUUGUUCAUCUGGAGAAAACGAGGAUAAACUUUUGUUAUGUGAUGGUUGUGAUAAGGGCUAUCACACAUACUGUUUCAAACCUAAAAUGGAAAACAUUCCCGAAGGAGACUGGUAUUGCUAUGAAUGUUUAAAUAAAGCAACAAAUGAACGAAAAUGUAUUGUUUGUGGGGGUCAUCGUCAAGCACCUGUUGGUAAAAUGGUAUAUUGUGAAUUAUGUCCAAGAGCUUUUCAUAGUGACUGCUAUAUACCACCGCUUUUAAAAGUUCCACGAGGUAAAUGGUAUUGCCAUGGGUGUAUAGCUAAAGCUCCACCACCGAAAAAACGUGCCCAAAAACGAAAUUCUAAUAAAGAAAUAAAAGAAAGAGAUAAAGACAAAGAUACAAGUAUUAAAGAAAAAGAUAAACAAAAUAAGCAACCAAACGAUCAUCUCUCGCAAACCCCGCAUAAUUCAUCAUUUCAACGAUCGGUGCAUUCUUCACACGAAGAAACCACAUUAAGCCCAAAUAAUUCUAUUGCUUCAACCUCUUUUGAUGAUCUUCAAAAUAAUUCUAUUGACGGAGCUUCAAACAAUAAAUAUCCAUCAAUAGUAACGUUACCACCACAAGCAUUACCUUCAAUUUUAUCAAUGACGGCAGCAACUCCCAACACGCCAGUUAGACCGACAACUCCGACAACAUUGCCCAUUUUGAAUAACGAAAACAAUAAUAUGUUAAUGGAUACGUCAACAUCUGAUGAUACACCAAAUUCAAGUAUAAAUCCAAUGCAACAGUCGCAAUUAUCACCUACAGUGUCGAUAAUUUCUAAUACAUCUCAAGGAUCAGUAGCAUCAUCUACACCAAGUCAGUCUCAAUCGUUACAGCCACAGCAACAACAACAGCAUCAACAACAACAACAGCAACAACAACAACAGCAGCAACAACAACAACACCAUCAACAACAUCAGCAACAAAAACAACAACAGCAACAACAACAACAGCUACAACAACAACAAUCGCAACAGCAAACACAACCUCAACAGUCUAUUCAACAGCAGCCAUCAGUACCAUCGACACCUCCGCCAUCAUCCUCAGUGCCAGACUCACCACCACCUCCCACACAUCAACAAAUUCAACAACAGCAUUUGCAAGUUUUAAAUGAGGCUAAAGAAAAGUUAAAGCAAGAAAAGAAAGAAAAACACGCGACGAAAAAAUUGAUGAAAGAGCUUUCAGUUUGUAAAACUUUACUUGCUGACAUGGAGAUUCAUGAAGACUCUUGGCCAUUUUUAUUACCGGUUAACACAAAACAAUUUCCAACCUAUAAGAAAAUAAUAAAAAAUCCAAUGGAUUUAUCGACAAUUAAGAAACGACUACAAGAUUUAGUUUAUAAGUCUCGUGACGAGUUUGUUACUGAUGUUAGGCAAAUAUUUGAUAAUUGUGAAAUGUUUAAUGAAGAUGAUUCCCCUGUGGGUAAGGCUGGACAUGGAAUGCGAAAAUUUUUUGAAGUAAGGUGGGCUGAAUUAACAGAUAAACAUUCAUGAUAUCAAAUGCAUCACUUAAAGUAUUGUAAUGAUUAAAAAAUAUAUAACAUAUUAAAUAAGUAAUCGACAUCAUUUUUAAUUUAGAAUGUUUAAAAAAAUAAAAUUAUUAAAAAAACUAAAAAAAAUUAGAAAAAUAAAAAAGUAUAAAAAAAUAUAUAUUAAUUAUACUGUAUAUAAAAAAUACCAAUUAUAAAUUCGUAAGUAUUCAAAUAAUAUUUAAAAAAAAUUGACAAAAAAUAAAAAAUUAUGAAGAGUAAAAAUAAAACGCUGCAAGCACGAAAAUAAUAUUAAAAUAUAUAAAACUAAAAUAGAAGUAAAAUUUUAUUUCAAUUAAAUAUAGAAAUAAACAUAAAAAAAAUUAAAAGUUAAAAAGAAAAAAGUAUUGAAUCAUCCGUAAAAAUGAAUAAUAUUUAGAUUUAAAUUAUAAAAUAAAAAGUAAUAUAAAUAUAGAGAUUAAUUAUGCGAAUAAUAUUUAUAUUUAUGCGUAUAUAUAAUAUAUAUUAUAUACAUAGCGUAAAUUAUACAAGUAUAUGUAGCUUAGAAAUUGUCUUUUGCUCUAUAAUUAUUUUACAUUCAUAAUUUUUAAUGUGAAAAUUUUUUCAAAAACCUCACCAUCAGAAAUGAAACAAAAAUUUCUUUUUAUUAUAUAAUAUUCUAGUUUUUAAGUUUUAAUUGUAAGAUGCUGUAAGUUGCAAUGAAAUUUAUUACAACAAGAAAAAAUAAUACGAAAAAACAACAUUUUUUUUAUUUAUGGUAUUUUUUCAACAUGUACACAUCAUUAUGUGUACAUAUAUUUUCGAUUUGUUUGCAAGAAUUAAGAUUUUAAUAUAUGUAAAUCGUAAUAUUUAAGAAUUUUUCUUAAUUUUUAUAUACAUAAAUAAAGCUACUCAUAAAUAAUCUAUAAUUUAUUGUAAUUUAAAUAUUUUUUUUAUAAAUAAUGAAAAAACAGAAUAAAUCUAUUAUUGGCAAACAAUUUUUUUUAAUACAUUAUCAUGUACUUAUAGUUAAAAAAAAUGUUUUAUAAAAUGUAGCUUGAUCUUUACCUAAAAUUGUAUUUCUUAACGCAAACUAAUAAAGUUAAACUUAAUAUAAAAAAUAAAUAAAUUUAGUAAAUUAGUUUAAUCGUUUCAAAAUUGUCAAUUUUGACAAUGAAAUUAUAAAAAAAUGACAGCUAUUAUAAUAGAAACUUCCCUUGAUAAAAUUUUAUCUAAAAAAUUAUUGAAAUAGAGUAUUUUAGCAUAUUAAUCUUAAAAUAUUACAUACUAAUAUAUGUACUAUGACCGUUCACAAAAUUUUUUUUCUAAAAAUUUUUUCUGUUUUUUUCACAGAUAAGUUUUGAAAAUUACUAAAAAGUGUGUUUAAUUAGCAACAAAGCACACAUAAAAAGCAAUAACGCACACUUCAACUUUACGUGUAAAUCGUUUAAUCUCGCUAAUACCUAAAAUUAGUCCCGUAAAUACCUGAAAUUAUAAACUAUGUAUUUCUCGCGUUUGCUUUUUUAUUUAAAUCAGAAAUCGUUUAUUCGACUCUAUUGAUCAAAAUAAUAAUCCAGAGGUGCUAUUGCUUAAUGAAUUUUAAAAUGAAUUUAUGACAAUUUAAAAAGAGAAACAGAAAACGAUUUAAAUCGUAUCCGCAAGAAAAUGAAAUUGUUACCAUAUUUUUGAAUGUAAUUAAUGUAAAAUAAAAAAACCCUUAACGAAAUUUCAAAAAUAUUGUAAUUUUUUAAGAUUCAAAAGUCAAAAUAAAUUCGUAGUUUAUAUUCAUUCGUAAGAACCAAUAGUUUUUCAUCCUGUUGGGGUUACCAUAUAAACUAAAAUUAUUAAAGAAUAAGGAUAGUUUUGCCAGUUUAAUUUUGUUAAAAUUACUCUUGAGUACUCUAUUAAUUGUUGCAAUUUAAACAUUUUCAUUUAAUAUCAAAUAUGUAAUAUAUUUUUGGCAAUUCUAUAAAGGCAAAACAGUUCACAACUUAUAACAAUUUCACUAUAUUGCUAAUAAUUAAGUAUUUAUGAACGAACUUGUUCGUAAAAAAAAUAUUUUCAUUUUCUAAGACAAAAAAUUUUUUUGAUAUUUUAAUUUAUUUUAAUUUAACUUAUAAAUUGUAAUUGCAGUGUUUUGUAAUAGAGCUUUACUGCAAUUUUGAAGUUGUGGUUGAUUAUUUAAGCUUUGUAAAAUUUAUUACUAAAAUAAUAAAAAUAUGUAUGUUUUGUAAGACACCAUAUUUUUCCGUUUACUUUUCAUUUUUCUAAUGUAGAAUUUUGAUAAGAAAAAACUAUCGUUAAAUUGUAUAUUAUGUAUUUUAAUAGACGAAAAUAUUAAUAGAAACAGAAAUUUUUAGUGAAAACCUUGGUACGUGGAGGCUCAUAGUGCAACCUUUAUAUUUUAAUGUAAUGUUACUUUUUCAAAACAAGAAAUAUUUUUUAUUUUUAUUUUGGGUAUUCAUCAUGUUUAUAUGCUAUUAUAACAUUAAAUACAAUCGUUCUAUACAAAAUAUUUAUAAACAAUACAUCAGCAGCGUUCAUAAAAAUGACAUUUUGGUGUAAAAGUAAUUUUGUCAUUUAUUUGAAUAUGAAAGCAUACAAAACGAAUCAAUUUUUUUUAUUUACAAAAUUGCAUCAAAAUCACAUUGAUAACAAAACAUUUUGAUUACUGAAAACUAUUCUAUUUUUUGUGUCUUUUUUAUUUACAUUUUCUCAUAUUUAUUUACAUUUUGUUCUCAUAUUUUAUUUUUAGUAAUUUUUUUUUAUUUUGGAAAAUUUACCGGCAAAAGAUCAUUUUGUAAUACUUAUAAUGUUUCAAAUUAUGCCACGUUUUUUUUCAAGUGUAGACUCUACAAUAAUUUUUAUAGAAAAUUUUAUAGAUUUCAUUGUUAAUAUAAAACAAUGGAGAUUUUUGAUAAUUUAGAUCUAACUUAGAUCUUAUAAAGCACGUUUGAUAAAUUCACUGUGAAAAUUAAAAAAAUAGCAUAUGUUUUCAAAAAUAGAAUUAAGGCUUAAAGCUCAAAGGAAUUUUUAAGUUUUAUAGCUAUGGGCAAAAUAUUAUAAAUUAAAAAAGAGCAUAAUAGAAAAUAAUUGGAUAUUGAAGAAUUACUCCAGUAUAUUACAAAUCAGCAAUAGUAAUUUUUCUUUUUAUUAUAAGUUAAAUUCAAUUUCUGCAGAUUUGCAAGUGCGCGUUAAAAGACUUUUAGGAUUUAAUGUAAACUUUUCUGCCUAGAUUAUCGAAAAUCCUCUAUUUUUUAUUUUUAUUCUAAGUUUUUAUAUUGAUAUACGUGGAACACAUGCGGUUGAUGGUUGGUGCUAUUAUGGUACAAUAAAAAAUCUUUGUGUUUUACAUAACAGUUUGUAGUUUGAAUCUAAUUAAUGUUUUUAUUUUGAUAAUCACAAAAGAAAGAAUUUACCUAGGCAUUAAAAAGAAAUCAUGCCAAGAAUAAUUGAACUGCUUGAAUUUUUCAACAAAAUUGUAAUUUUAUUUUCAAAUCUGCUUCCUUUACUUAUUCAACUUGUAAGUAAAGUUUUUUAAAUGUUUUUAAAUAGAUACACAUUAAAAACAUAGUGAAUAAAAAACUUUCAUUAUAACUUCGAUUGAAUAUAUACUGAGCUUAUUUGGAAUGUGUGUAAAAUAAAUUUGAAUCGAAUUGACUUUAAAAUAUGAAAACAUUUAUAACGAAUUCUAAAAUACAAAAAUAUAUUUAUUUGAUUUUUUUUAACACGAUAAAUUUUGUACUUUUUUUUUUUUUUUUUCUGUAAUUCUAAAUAUUUUUUCCAUUUUGUGAUUUUGCAGAUCAUGUUAUAGAGCUUAAAUUAUUUUAUUUUGAUAACAUUUUAAUAAUGAGUAUAAAAUUAAAAAAAAAUUGAAAUAAAAACAAACAAUAGAAAUUUAAGUUAAUUAUUUGAUAAUAAUAUAAAUAAAUAAAUAUGGAUGUUACAUGUAUAUAAUCAAUAGUUUAUUAUUAAAGUAAGUUAAGUUGGGAAGAAAUUAAAAAAAAGGUAACUAAAUUAGAUUCUCUUGUAUUUUAAUUAAGUAUGUAAAAUUAUAUUAAUAAAUCCAGAAAUUAAAAUUAACAAUAAUAAAACAAAAAAUAAAUGAUUUAAGCUACAUACAUUAAUUAAUUUCUUAGAAGCAUAUUUAUGAAAACAAGACAAAAUUAUGGAAACAUAUAUGUAUAUAUUUCAAAUAAUGAAUAAUUUAAAUUAUGUAUAUAUAUAUAUUUUAUUAUAGUAAUUAUAUUCAUACAUUGGUUUACUCAUAUAUACUCAUAUAUAAAAUAUAUAUCUAUCUAUUAAACAAAUAAAUAUAGCUAUAUAUUGUCUCCAUAUGUUCCAUAAUUCAAUAUUAAAAUACAAUUUUGGCAUUUAAAAUGUCGGCAUAUUUAAUUGUAUUUUAUACAAUUUCUUAAAAGAUACUUUUGCGCUAAUAUUUUAUACACCACACAAAAAAUUCAAUUUUAUUUUUUCUUGUAAAAAUUGUAAAUUUACAAGUAAAAUUGAUUUUAGACUUAGUAGCAAAAAAAGUAAUUUAAAAUUUCGAAAUAUUUUUGGUAUUUUCUUAUUCUCUAUAUUAUUACUUCUUCUAUAGAUACUUGGUUUAAAAUUUUAAAUCCAGGAAAUAAUUUAUUAUCAUAUUCAAAAUGUUAAUAAAGUUAAACGGUUUCAUUUAAUUUUCCGUUGUUUAACAAAAUCGAAAAAAAAACUUUUUCAAGUUGUGUGUUUCCAAUUUCAAUAAAAUCCAAAUUUCCUGCUUAUUUUGUGGUGUAAGAAUCAUUAGCGAAAAAUGUGUAUUAACAUAAUAUCUAUAACAUAUGUACGUGUCCCCUUGUAUUUAUAUAUUUAUGAAAUGAAAUUUAUAUUAUGUACCCAUUUUAUGUAUAAAAGUUAUUAAACAGAAAAAAAACUUAAUAAGAAACGCAUAUAAAAAAGAAGAAAUUAUUCAAACCGUUCCAAUUAUAGGAAAAAAACGUAUUUUUUUUUAUUUUAAGUUUUAUUUUUAAAGUUAUUUUUUUAUAACUAUAGAAAACAAAAUAUUAUAAGUAAAUUGAUUUUCUUAUUUUUGAACUUAUAUAAGUUAGUUUUUACACUUUUUUAUU